AUGCAAGAAGUGACACAGCAGAUAUCAACCUCAGAAGAUGACAAAAGUGUUUUGCCAGGCGGUAAAGCCUUUGAAUCAGUCAGCAGUCAGCAAGCAGCAAGAUGGUGUCGUCUUGUGCAGUGCUCGCCAGCAUUCCCACAGGAGCGAAAAGAACGACGUGGCGAAAAGCGAGAUCGUGAGGAGCGCCACGAGAAGGCCACGGGGGACCGCGAUCGAGAUCGCGAUCGCGACCGGGACCGGGACCGAGAUCGUGAUCGCGAGAAAGGCAAAUGCCAGGCAGCCGGGGCUUUGAGGAACUUCACGGGUGCCAUGGCAGCCUCCGUGGCAUCGGCGGCUCGCACGGAGCGCACUGGAGAGCGAGCGGCACCUUAUGGCGAGGCCCCUGCUAAAGGCCGUGGCAAACAGGCGAUCCUUCCACCUCCGCGAAAGACGUUGGAUCGCUCGCGCACAUGUCCUUUCCUGCUUCGGAUCUUUCGGAAAAUAGGCGAGCAUCACGGCAUUCAGGCGUUUACAGAGCGUGGCAAGGAGCCGGUCCAUGACGAGCUGCAGGUGUAUGCCUGGCCAGACGUCACACUUCGAGAGUUAGCGGACCUGAUCAAGGACGUGGCGCCAGAGGCCCGGGACCCCAAGGUGAGGCUGGCCUUCAACCUGAUCUACCCUGACAAGACUGGAAAGAACGUCAGCACCAACCUGGGCACGGUCACCUGUGCGCGACGCGGUCCCGAUGAUGACAAGGCCCGGCCUUUGCUUCCUUUGCGCUUUUGGGCUGUAGCUCGACCUUUGGGGAGCUCAGUUUUGUGGGGAACCGCGAAACACGCUUAUGCUCUCUUUGGUGUUCCUUGCUACGAGCGGUCGGGGUUGGCUAGAAAGUAG
This is a messenger RNA of Symbiodinium sp. CCMP2592, 873 nucleotides long. NCBI's taxonomy places the organism in Eukaryota, Dinophyceae, Suessiales, Symbiodiniaceae. The record is from the annotation of a GenBank genome assembly.